Molecule: messenger RNA, 1014 nt
Organism: Aspergillus puulaauensis
Lineage: Eukaryota; Fungi; Ascomycota; Eurotiomycetes; Eurotiales; Aspergillaceae
Product: NAD(P)/FAD-dependent oxidoreductase
Exons: 3
Coding region: 1-1014 (337 amino acids)
Molecular function (GO): oxidoreductase activity
Source: RefSeq, a predicted model, not a curated record
AUGACGACCACAUCCGAGACAACAUACGACGCGUUGAUCGUGGGCUCUGGCCCCGGUGGCCUCUCGGUCGCCCUUGGGCUGAGUCGCACCCACCGACGCGCCGCGAUCUUCACCAAACCAGGCGGUGCUGGCUUCCGCAACGAGGGAGCUCAUGAGAUGCACAACUUUAUCUCGCGUGAUGGGAUAGCCCCAGAGGAGUUCCGCCAAAUAACGACUGAGCAGAUCAAGAAAUAUGGAACGGUUGACUUUAUCGAGGCUGACAUAGUGGCCAUGGAGAAGACAGAAUCCGGGCCUCCGACUUCCUUCACCGUCACAUCAAAGGAUGGCAAAGCGUGGAAAGGUCGCAAACUGGCUUUAGCCAUGGGCUCAAUAGAGACGUUGCCGGAUAUCGAAGGCUACAGGGAGAAUUGGCCUCACAACGUCUUCCAAUGUCUGUUUUGCGACGGACAUGAGCGCUCCCACCUCCCUGGAGGAAUCUUGACAUUCCCCUCGCCAAUGUACACGCACAUGGUACAGAUGAUGAACCUAAUCACGACUCCAACAUCUGGACCCCCCACUCUUUUCACCGACGGGCCUGUUCCCGAAGCCGAGGCCAUGCAAACGGCAUUAUCACAGAUCAAGGCAUUGAAGUGCAACAUCGAGACUGGAAAGCUUGUGAAGCUCGUCCCUGCGCAAGCGCCAGACGUUGGGGUGACGGUGGUGCUCGAGGGAGGCAAAGAAUGCAAGAUGGGUUACCUGGGACACAAGCCAUCUACAGUCCUGGCGGGUGCCGACAUCAUCGCUAAACUGGGAGUGGAAAUCGAGGACAACCCGAUGCUCGGCCCUAACAUCAAGGUCGUUGACCAGACCUUUUCAACUUCGGUGCGCGGAAUCUUCGUCGCGGGUGAUGCGGCGACCCCCCUCAAGGCGGCUGCCAAUGCAGCCAGUAGUGGAUCCACUGCCGCCGCGGGCAUCGUACAGCAGAUUCUUGCGGAGGAUUUGGAACUGCUCAUGGCAGAGACCAAGCAGGAAUGA